This is a messenger RNA of Epinephelus moara (kelp grouper), 1757 nucleotides long. RefSeq names its product phospholipase B1, membrane-associated-like. Lineage: Eukaryota; Metazoa; Chordata; Actinopteri; Perciformes; Serranidae. The record is from RefSeq and is a predicted model, not a curated record. The transcript has 17 exons. Gene Ontology annotation, biological process: phospholipid metabolic process. Gene Ontology annotation, molecular function: A2-type glycerophospholipase activity; retinyl-palmitate esterase activity; phosphatidylcholine lysophospholipase A1 activity. Gene Ontology annotation, cellular component: brush border membrane. The coding region runs from base 75 to 1427 and encodes 450 amino acids.
ACACCAGCAGCAGGACGAGUCUUUAUUCUAGAGAGACUUAUAGUGUCUCUGUGUCGAGGACAAAGACAGACAACAUGAUGCUGAGGACGUGUGUCCUGUUCGCAGUCUGUGUCUCAGCUGCUUGUCGUGUUGACGGAGACACUUUAUGGAGAGAAGAAGAAGAAGAAGGACAUGUCCAUCAGGACAUUUUAGGAACAGAUUUUCUCCGACGUCCACUGCAUCCUCCAUUUGUCUGUCCUGAUAUGAGUCCAUCUCCCACCGUCCCCACCUCAGUUGAACGUGUCAAAGCUGCAGACAUCAGAGUCAUCGCUGCUCUGGGAGACUCUCUGACUACGGCCAUCGGCGCCAAUGGGUCAUCCAUUUUGGCCACACCGUUUGAAUUUCGUCACGUGUCCUGGAGCAUUGGAGGAUAUGGAACGUAUCAAAACGUCAUCACACUGGCGAAUAUCUUUAAACUCUUCAAUCCCAAACUGCUGGGUCCGUCACCUGUGUGGACCUUCCACGGCCAGCCAACCACCAUCAACCAGACCGGAUUCAACUUCGCCGUCACUGGCCACAACACACUGAAUGUCUCAGAUCAGAUCAGACACAUGAUCGACACCUUCAGGUCGUACCCGGGUCUGAACUAUGACGAGGACUGGAAGGUGGUGACAAUGCUCAUCGGCAUGAAUGACAUCUGUGACUACUGCAAAGACAAAACUCUCUUCUCUCCGGACCGUUUCAUUCAUCACAUGACAGCAGCUCUGAACAUGAUGAUGGACCAGAUCCCCAGGACCAUCGUCAACGUGGUGCAGAUUCUUCCCAUGAAGCCUCUCAGAGAAGUUCAGAGACCCACUCUGGGCUGUCAGCUGCAAAGGAGAUUUUGCUCGUGUCUGGUUAAACCUGAAGAAAACUCCACUGAGUUGACGGAGCUGCUGCAGGUGAACCUCCAGUUCCAGAGCAGAUUAACGAAGCUUCUGAGCGGAGAUCGUUUCUUCAAAAAGGACUUUGCUGUUGUUCUUCAGCCUUAUUUAGAGACGGCCGGUCCUCCCAGACUUCCUAUGGUGCGACACAGACACAGAAAGUUUUACCCAGUGAUUAGAAGCUGUGUUCAAACACUGCUGAAGACAUCUGACCUGACUCAGCCUGAAGGGGGCGCUGACGGGUCGAUGGACCUGAGCUUCUUCACAGCAGAUUGUUUCCACUUCACAGUGAGGGGCCACGAGGAGCUGGCUAAGGGACUGUGGAACAACAUGUUUCAGCCUGACGGAGCCAAAGAGAAGAUCAAGACAUUUUCAGAGCCGGUAAAACUCAUCUGUCCAUCAAAGGAACAUCCCUUCAUCUACACCAGAGCCCGAGUCGAGUCAUCUGCUCCGACACUGGGACAUUUGUCCGUGAUGUGGACGUCUCUGCUCUCAGUGUUGGUUCUGUUUGAUAAUCAUCUGUAGUCUGAGCCCUGUGAGCCGACGAUUCGAUUCCCACUGACUCUAUAAACACUCAGAGAACUCUACAGGUGUUAGUUAGACCACAGAGUUCUGCUUGACUCAGAAUCAUUAAGUGGAUCAGUUUACUCGUCAUGAUUUAAGGGGAUGGUGUCCUGGUGAGUCCAUCCUGUGUGUGCUGCACCUCACAGAACACCAGUUAUAUUCAUAACCUCCUGAUUUUAUUUUAUCAGUACUUUGAAUAAUAUAUAUUUUAUUAAUAUGAAUCAUCUCCUGUGAUCAGAUAUAACUGACAAUGAUUCUGACAUCUGAUGAAAAUGUUUAAAAAGAAUUCAA